Messenger RNA from Exaiptasia diaphana, 1511 nucleotides. RefSeq lists its product as uncharacterized. NCBI's taxonomy places the organism in Eukaryota, Metazoa, Cnidaria, Anthozoa, Actiniaria, Aiptasiidae. The record is from RefSeq and is a predicted model, not a curated record. Bases 39 to 713 code for a protein of 224 amino acids. The transcript has 6 exons.
GAUGAUUAGAUCUUUCAAAUUGAUGGCUUUAUAUCUAUAUGGAAAUAGUCAAACAUACUAUUAGAAAAAGAACAAAUCGAUUAGUAUCCUUUUUAAGAAUAAGAUUCGGUGGUCAAUCGCGUCGACGAGUAAAUACAGUAAGAUGGAUGGUUUUAAAACCGCUUAAGUCGAUAUCUAAUAUACCGUAUGGAUGGUAUGGACGCUCAAGCAGAAUCCCGGCAGAAAAUCAACCAACGUCGAGUUCUUCUUCUACARUUAUUYYAAGACAGAGCAGAGAAGAAAGAGAAGUCAUCAUGAGUGGUGGUGUCAAACMGCCAGAGCAGGAGAGCAAACAGAGAUCUCCGAUCCCAAGUAAAUUAGACCCAAAUUCGAAACAGCACAUUGAGGAUCUAAAGCAAAAAGGCCAUCUGAUUGCAGCAGACGUUGAAUUGCAGUCAGAUUGCGACAAGAUACAGGAGUUUCUAAAAUCACAACAAACAUUUACAAGUUUUGAUGCUGUGAGCUACAAGGUUAAGCGAGUAGCGGUGAUCAAAGAGUUCUACAUUGUCAAGGUUUUUACUGGCGACAGGAGGACUUCCAAUCAAAACCAAGACGAUUAUCAUUUCGUCUAUAUUGUCAAGGAGGAGGACAACCCAUUUGAUGCUAGCAGAACACCUACUUGGGAAGUCAACCCUGCACAAAAAUGCGAAAAAGACAUACUCGAGUGCAAUUAAGUGCUUUUUAGCUCCUAACAGCCUUUGAUUAUGUUCCAAAGUUUGCAUAUUAAGUGAUGAUAUCAAGUAAAAAUAAUAUUUUUUUUCGUUUCUUAAAACAGACAAUCUCAAAAAUUGACUCAAAAGACUGAGGUUAUCUGACACAUGAUAAUCAACAGUCAACCUAUAACGAAACAUUCCCGCAUCAAUGUUGCAUGCAGGGGUUAAUGAAUGGACAACCAAUGAAAAGAAAGCCACACAACAUUGUAUUGGGGGAAGGGGAGGAGGGGGCACGAGGAAGGUUUUAUCGGCGAAGAAUGUGAGAAAUGUCGUGCGUGCGUAAAAAUUGUCAACAUUUAUGUCCAAGAUUGUAGGUUUAGUGCUAGUUAAAACUUUGCAGAAGUCGGAUAAAUUACAACAAGUCAAUAGUCAAUAUGAGGUAAAUUUUAGAGGUARCCUUUCCAAUACAAAGUUUGGAAGUUGAUUUUUCAUGCUUUGAUAAGGAUGAUGAUCAUGAUCAUGCUUUAUAUUUGUAUAGCAUUUUUACGAAUUCUUUGACACUGCUUGAGACUUACAAAGCGCAGUACGUUGAUUCUCAAUGUCAGUCGGACCACUUCAGCGACUUAUGGGCAACGAAAACAUAGGAAAUUAAAUAGAAACGAGCCAAAAAAGUUCGCUUAUUGAAUCCUCGGGAACCCACCACGAACGACAGAAGAUUUCUCUGGGCUCCCGAGGAUGGCUCAUUAUGUGUUGGUGGCGAAUAACAAUACUCACAGAACAAAAACACAAAAGAAAUAAAAAUGCAUUUCGUUUAUUCAA